GAUAUAUUUUGAGUUUGACGUCGAAGUUGAGUUGACAGAAAAAUAAAAUUUCAAAAUUUCAAAUCUCCGUAGAUUUUAAGAAACAAAUAAGUAAGCCGUAAAACAAUUUGCCCAUUACAUUUGAUUUAGCGACUAAUUCGACAUUUUAAAUUAAUUCACAAGACUGCAAUAUGAACGCAAUCAAGCUAUUAUGGCGGUCUACCCCAAGCCGCAGUAUUUUGUUCAAUUAUAAUACAACAAGAUUAGCGUCUGCUGCUACUAUAACGCCUAUACAACGAAUAGAACCUCCACCUUCUACGAUAAAACUCGACAAAUUGUACAAGAGGGUAGAGCUUGAAAUGCGGGGCAUUGACCCCGCGGUACUGCUCAGUUACUCCUGGUUUUGCAUUGCUGCUGCAACACAUCUAGGCAUUGAUGUUACUAAAAGCUGGGCACUCAGAAAAGCAGAAAAAGAGAGGCACACAUUACUGAGAUGUGUGCACAUUUACAAAAAACACAGAGUGCAGUAUGAAGUCCGAUCCUAUUUCAGAUUCAUUCAUUUACAGCGACUAACCGGAUCCACAUGUGACACAUAUUUAGAAUACAUCGAGAGGAACCUCCCAGAAGGCUGCGCUUUGAAAGUGACAAAGAUUGAGUGUCAAACAAUACCGGAUCAUAUAAAACCACCUGUGGAUGAGAAAUAAUCAUAAUUAUUAACUUCUUGAAUGAAAAUUAAUGUUAACUUUCAACCCCUAUUUCACCCAUCUAUUUGUUCACAUGUUUUAUACACUUAUAAUAAAUAGUCCACUAAUCAUUUUACAAAAAUAUAACUGAAAAGAUGAACAGCCCACACCAAUACUUACUUUAUUAGGUCAAGUUUGUAUUCUGUGAAUUACCUAUGUUUGCUUUUACUUAUUUUUUUUAAAUGUACCUACGAGUAUAUUAUAUAAAGCUUCAAAGUAGAAGUGCACAGUACCUUCUAUGCAAGUGUGUUCCACCAUAGGCUGCAGCUGUGCUUGCAUCAGUAACCGAAAGAAGUGUGGAUUUCAUCCUACUCCUAACAAAUUAGCCCACUUCCAUCUAAGAUUGCAUCAUCACUUACCAUCAGGUGAGAUUGUAGUCAAGGGCUUACUUGUACAGAAUAAAAAAAAAACCUCACUCAUAUGGGUUUGAUGAAAAAAAAAUUCGAGAUUCAGUUUUAAGUAUGGGGGAACCCCAUAAAUUUUUUUUUCAAUUUUUGUAUGAAAAUUUUUUGUAUACGGUUCACGGAAUACAUCUACUCACCAAGUUUCAACAUUAUUAUAAUCGGAAAAAGUGGCUGUGACAUACAGACGGACAGACAGACAGACAUGAUGAAGGGUUUUGUUUUUGCCAUUUGGCUACGGAACCCUAAAAAGAUCAUCAUCAUUAGCAACCCAUAUUCAGCUUACUGUUGAACAUGAGUCUUUUCCCAGAAUGAGAGGAGUUAGGCCAAUAGGCAUACUAAUGAAAAAAGUGUACCGGAAUUUAUCAAUUAUCUGUUGAAAAUCUAUAUAGUACUUUUUGGUAAAAUAAAUGUGUAGAUAGUAGAAUAAAAAAGCUUUUAAAUUA
Messenger RNA from Bicyclus anynana (squinting bush brown), 1569 nucleotides. RefSeq names its product 28S ribosomal protein S10, mitochondrial (gene mRpS10). NCBI's taxonomy places the organism in Eukaryota, Metazoa, Arthropoda, Insecta, Lepidoptera, Nymphalidae. Gene Ontology annotation, cellular component: mitochondrion; mitochondrial small ribosomal subunit. The record is from RefSeq and is a predicted model, not a curated record. The transcript is spliced from 3 exons. Bases 171 to 683 code for a protein of 170 amino acids.